CUGCUGUCAGUCAGCAAAGCCCCGCCAUUGGCUGUACAGAUCACACGAAAGGGGAGGGAAAAGGAGGACACGUCCAGGGAAGGAGCUGUGGCUGUUAGACAAGGAGGAAUAGAAACUACGCAGACAUAUCUGAAUUUCAGUCUGCUGUAGUCGGACAGGUUUACUGCUCAACCAGCUGAAUGCUAAUUAUCCCGCACCGGAAGCAGCUGAUCUACGUGGUAGAUACGGCCAGCUUCUGCUCACAAAUGGAAAAGCAUAACAUGGAUCCUGGACCUUUAAUUCAGCAAUUCAAAAUGAUGAGCUGCAUCAGAAGAUCUGUCUAAUACUGGACAUGAUAAGUUAUUACUUUUUGGAGCAGAAUACCCAGAAGAGGACUGGCUUCAAUGGGGUAUAAUUUUGCUGUAUGUGCUAACAGAUGAAUUGAGAAAAAAAAAAGCACUGGGACAUAUGAAGUGUGGAGAUGAAACAUUUCAUUAAUUUUUCUAUUCCAAGAAAAAGACUGAACUCACCAGAAUAAAGAUGGUAUUCCGUUUGGAGCAUACAUUUAUUAUCGCUGCUACUUUCCUCCUGAACAUUGAACUGUGUUUUUGCGCUUGCGCCCGAGCUGAAUAUGAGAUUAAUGGAGAAUGUUGUCCCAUGUGUGCACCUGGAAGCCGUGUUUAUAGACACUGCACUGAAUUUGUUAGCACAACUUGUGUGCCAUGUGUUGAUUCGACUUUCACUUCUGAGCCCAAUGGUCUUCUAAAUUGCCGUAGCUGUGCAGUGUGUGAUCCUGAGCAGGGCUUAAGAGUAAAGACAGCCUGCACACGGACUUCAGAUACAGUUUGCGAGCCGCUGGAGGGAUUUUACUGUACUAAUGAUGACCAGGGCAGCUGUACACAAGCUGUGGAACACACGAAAUGCAGCCCUGGACAAUACAUAAAGCAGAAAGGGACAGCACAUAAAGAUGCCGAAUGUGCUGGAUGUAAAAAUGGUACCUACUCUGAUGGCUCACUUGAAAUCUGCAAACAACAUACACAGUGUGAAGAUUUGGAACUUACAGAAAUAAAACCAGGAACAACAAUGUCUGAUGUUGUGUGUGGAAAAAAAACUCAAGUGGCCCUAAUAGUUGGAAUCAUAGUUGGAAUCAUUGUUGUUGCUGUUGUUGUUGUUGUUGUGGCUGUAGCACUCAAGAAGUUUCUCAAAUUUAGACAAAAGAUUGGCCGAUGUACAGCUGGGACAGAAACAGGUGCAGACAUGGGAGAACUUGAAACACCCACCUCACAGACAGCAUUUCUGCAACCCUUGAAUGGAGCCUCCUCAUGUCCAGUUUAUCACCCAGAACAGAAGAUCAGGACAUAUUCACCUCUGUGCCAGGGUGAAUUCACUGUCAUCAGUGGGAAUCUAGAAAGCACAGUCAUAAUAAAGGUCGAAAAAUUAUAUGCCAAAGGCCUUCCUAUAGGGACUGUGAUGGACUUGGUGAAUGGACAUCUCAUCAGCACUUUCACGAUGAAUUCCAUUUUGAUGCAUAAUUUUAUUAUUGCUGCUAUUUUAUUCCUGAAUACUGAACUGUGUUUUUGUGCUUGUGCUCGAGCUGAAUACGAGAUAAAUGGAGAAUGCUGCCCCAUGUGUUCACCUGGAAGCCGUGUUUAUAGACAUUGCACUGAAUUCACCAGCACAACCUGUAUGCAGUGUGUUGACUCGACUUACACUGAUGAACCCAAUGGCCUUCCAAGUUGCAUUAGCUGUACGGUGUGUGAUGCUGGACAGGGAUUAAGAGUAAAAACAGCCUGCACACGGACUUCAGAUACAGUUUGCGAACCGCUGGAGGGAUUUUACUGCACUGAUGAAUACAGGGGCAGCUGUAUGUAUGCCGUGGAACACACAAAAUGCAGCCCUGGACAAUACAUAAAGCAGAAAGGUACAGCAGUUAAAGAUGCUGAAUGUGCAAUGUGUGCAGAGGGUACCUAUUCCAAUGGCUCCCUUCAAAGUUGUAAACCACAUUCAAAAUGUGAAGAUUUGGGACUUGAAGAAAUAACACCAGGAACAAAUUCUUUUGAUGCUGAAUGUGGAAGACAAACUCCAGUAGCCCUAAUAGCUGGAAUCCUAGUUGCAGUGGUGGUUAUACUUUUCGCUGUAGCUGGAGCAGUAAUUUUUAAAAUAAGACAUAAGAAAGGCCCACCUAGAGUCCCUACAUCAGCUAGAACUGCUGAGAAAAUGAGCCUUUCAAACAACCAGACACAAGAAAGAGAUACUCUAAAAUUGAGAAGAGGAGACAGAAUGGAUGUGUGUGCCUUUAAUCACUCUGGUCAUUUGGCUUCUCCAGUUGAAAAUGACUGUGGAAAACGAUGUUGUGACCCACAGGAGCAUGAGUUAAAACACACUGGAUCUGGUGUAACGUGAAUACGUGAGUUCAGGGAAGAGGAGGAUGUGCUGAUAUGGUAAAAGACAUUCAGGGCAAGUUUUCCUCAGUGCAGGAGUAUAUCCUCUUUCUUCUUUAAGGAAAGUAAGUGAAAAGAGGAGACAUAGCCAUAGGUUUGGGAUCAUUAAGUGACUAACGAGUAGCUCUUUCACAUCAUGAAAUUACAACCAGUGCAUAGUUAAGAUCUUAACAUGUGGGGAAAUAUAGACAAACGUUUUGACCUGUUUCAGUCACAUGACUUUUUUCUUGUAGAUGCCAUAUUUAUGACCAUAAUUUUUGACCAUCAGCAGGAAAGCAAUGCAUCUGAGAAGUGACGCUUGCAAAACUGUUGAUCAUUGGUUUUGAUUCGUACCAAGCCCCAGGAAACAUAUACGGAUCUGAUGUCAGCCCAGACAUUGCCAUUGCUAAAGCUAACAAUCGCACAUGUUUGAAUUUAAUCCACAGUCCAUCUUCGUACACCAGUGAGAAAAGUAGCCUGCUGGUACUUCGUAGCUGGAUGGGUUGGUGAAAAGUCAACCAACAACCAACAUCAAACAUAAAACCUGUACACAUCUGUCACUGACAAAUGCACUGAUAAUUUGUUAAAGUUAGUGCAUGUAGCUAUAUCCACCUAGGUAUUGUCAUCACACAUAGCCAAUGUAACUAGCCAGCCAACCUACCCAAUAAAAAGUGCUUGUUACAGAGAAUGGAGCGUUUUGUUGGUAUCCAAUUUUCUCACUUGAUUGCGAGUAAAAAUGUUUUCAACAUCUACUGUCACAUCCCACAGCGCAAAACAUUGAAUGCAAAUUGAUACCAGUCAGUAUCUCCAGAAUCUUUCGGUCAUAAAUAUGGCAGUGUGGUCAUACAGUGAUGUCACAUGAAACAGAUCAAAACAAUGCAAAGCACACAAAGUUCUGAGAACACAUGCAGUGUGCAUCAAAGUGUAAUGUGAUUCUCUUGUAUCAUGGGCACCAGCUGAGCAUAUAUAUUAUGGACAUGUCAGUAUCUUGCAUAAGCAAACAGAAUAGCGUUUAUUUUUUAACAGUGUUUUAUGCACUUUUUUCUUUCUAUAAUGAAGUACUGUACACUAUUUUAAUCUUAAAUGAGACACUAAGAAUAUUAUGAUUCCAAUCCUGAGAGGUUUACCAAAAUUAGUGGGCACAGUUUUUCAUAAUAUACUGUUUAGGUAGGGGAACAAACAUAAAAUAUUUGAGAGAUUGAUCAUACAGCAGUACACAUAGUACCUUUUCAGCACUGGCAGUGCUGUAUCAAGUGGUGUGCAGGCCCAGGGUGGUAUUUUUUGUGGGGCUUGGGCUGAGGGAAUGUGGCCUGCAUGUGGUGUGUGCAUAGAAAUAAGCUGUAGAACUGAAUAUAACCAGCACUCAAAUAACGACAUUCAAAAGCCAUCUUAGCAGGCUGUUCUGUCAGAUCUUCUGCUCAGAUAUAGUGACCAAAGUGCAAACAGUGGGCUCAUGGAUAAUUAAAACAGACACAUCAAAAAUAGAAACAUCACUUUUACCAAUGAUUUUAUUUUGCAAAUAUUAUAAACUGUACCACUGGUUCUGGUAUACAUAAUUAUGUUCACAUUACAUUCAAUACAUAUUCAAUACAUCUUUCAUGUAUUAUUACUCGUAUUUAUUGUGUAACUGUGUGAAAUGUGCAGUGAGUAUAAUAUAAAUCUGUAUAGUAUAACAGUAGAAACGUUAUAUACAUUUUUAUGUUGUAUUUAAUUUUUUUUGCCACAUACUGUAUAAUUUUAUCAUUUGCAUACUAAAAUUUAUAUUAACACCUUCACCUUCACUAAGCAAAUAAAUGCUGCAGUUCUAAAUUAUGUAAUUUUUAUGUAAACGUGUACACUCACCAUCCACUUUAUUAGGAACACCUGUACACCUGGUUACACAGAAUGGUGCAAAAAAACAAUUUUUUUUUUGAUGUUUGAACAAUAACUGAAGCUCUUGACCUGAUAUGCAGUUGUGCAGAUGUUCCUAAUAAAAUGGACAGUGAGUGUAUAUUUGUAAUGUUUUAUUUGAUACAGUCCAUGGUUUUACUAAGAGCUACUUACAAAAUGAAUAUCAUUCACCAGCAAAACUGCAGCUACAUUCAGGUGAUGCUAAAUGUAACUAAAUAUGACAAAGUAAGAGAAUUUAUAACAGUAAGCUGAACAGACUAACUAUAAGUCACUUAUCUUAAACAAAUUCUACACAGUUCCAGAAUAUUCCGCAUAUGAUUCAACAUGAAUUGUUGUGUUUUCAGUAUUUUGCACAAUAUAAUGCAACUUCAAGAUGUAGCAAUGUUUUAUAUAAUGUAAUAAAUACUAUCUGCAAUAAUCA
Molecule: messenger RNA, 4710 nt
Organism: Pangasianodon hypophthalmus (striped catfish)
Lineage: Eukaryota; Metazoa; Chordata; Actinopteri; Siluriformes; Pangasiidae
Biological process (GO): immune response; apoptotic process; negative regulation of alpha-beta T cell proliferation
Cellular component (GO): membrane; external side of plasma membrane
Molecular function (GO): protein binding; transmembrane signaling receptor activity
Source: RefSeq, a predicted model, not a curated record